Messenger RNA from Thecamonas trahens ATCC 50062, 1026 nucleotides. RefSeq lists its product as uncharacterized. Gene Ontology annotation, biological process: meiotic DNA double-strand break formation; meiotic DNA double-strand break processing; reciprocal meiotic recombination. Gene Ontology annotation, molecular function: DNA binding; DNA topoisomerase type II (double strand cut, ATP-hydrolyzing) activity; ATP binding. Lineage: Eukaryota; Apusomonadida; Apusomonadidae. The record is from RefSeq and is a predicted model, not a curated record. Gene Ontology annotation, cellular component: nuclear chromosome. The transcript is spliced from 2 exons. The coding region runs from base 1 to 1026 and encodes 341 amino acids.
AUGGACGAUCCGUUGCACCUUCUUGAGGAGAUGGUACUUGAUGUGCUCCGUGCGCUGCAGAGUGCUCCGUUUACACUCCCACGCAAGAUGGCAGCAGCGGCUUGCGCAUCACGCUGCCGGACGCACAUCGCGCCGACGGACGAUGGCUGGGCGAGGCAGACCGGGAGACGGCCAGGGGGGAUGCUGACGAGCUGGACAGGAGCAGCAGGAGCACGGACAGCGUUUGUGGCUGCGGCGUGUGCAGCCGUGCUGCGCGGGAGCGAGUCUGUGACGCUGCGCGAUGUGUACUACUCGGCGCCGGCAGGCCUGUUUGCAUCCGCCGGUGGGGUGGCGGCGGCGGCGGCGGUGCUGGAGACCGCCCUCGGGCUGCCUCGGUGGAAGCUGGGCAUGACUGAGAGCGUGUCGGCGCGGCGGGCUGCCGCGCUCGAGGCUGCGGGCGGGCUACGGCUGGUGCCUGAGACGCCUGGGAUCCGGGCAUGUCUUGUGGUUGUGGAGAAGCAUACUGUGCUGAGCGGGCUGGUGGCGGCGGCGAGCUCAGGCACGUUCCGCGGCGUGGCGCCGUUUCUCAUCCUGCUUACUGGCUCGGGCUACCCGUCGACAGGGGUGGCGCUGAUGGUGCGGCUGCUUGCGCGGGCGAUGGGCGCCGCCCCGCGGGUCUUUCUCGUCACUGACGCCGAUCCGCACGGCGCAGACAUUGCGCUGCGGUACCGGUUCGGGUCUGGCUCGGUGCCGGUCCGCAACCCGCAUUUGGUGGCGCCGGCGGCGACGGUGUGGCAUUGGCUUGGCCUCCAUGCCGACGACCCGGUGCUAGAUGAGCGCGGGUGCGGUGGCGAGCCGCUGACGCGGGCCGACACCGGCAAACUUGCCGGCCUGCUGCGGAGCCGGCUGCUUGCCAAGCUCAUGCCCGCGGCGUGGCGAGCGCGGAUAGAGAGCCAGCAAGCGCUGGGCCGCAAGUACGAGCUCGAGGCACUCUCAGCCGACCGCCUGGCGUCGUGGCUGGCAGCCAAGCUUGCCGAGGCAAGUUAG